Nannospalax galili (Upper Galilee mountains blind mole rat) is the source of this 1790-nucleotide messenger RNA. It is a transcript of the gene Spr, whose product is annotated as sepiapterin reductase. Gene Ontology annotation, molecular function: sepiapterin reductase (NADP+) activity. Gene Ontology annotation, biological process: tetrahydrobiopterin biosynthetic process. Lineage: Eukaryota; Metazoa; Chordata; Mammalia; Rodentia; Spalacidae. The record is from RefSeq and is a predicted model, not a curated record.
ACCGCGCGCACUUCUGGACGCUGCGUCAGCCGCAGAGCUCCGGCAUGGAGGGUGGCGGCCUGGGCUGCGCCGUGUGCGUGCUGACCGGGGCCUCCCGGGGCUUCGGCCGGGCGCUGGCCAGGCUUCUGGCCCAGCUGCUGUCGCCAGGUUCCGUGCUGCUCCUAAGCGCUCGCAGUGACGCGGCGCUGCGGCAGCUGGAGGAGGAGCUGGGUGCGGAGCGACCCGGCCUGCGCACGGUGCGGGUCGCCGCGGACCUGGGCUCGGAGGCCGGCGUGCAGCAGCUGCUCCGCGCGGUGCGCGAACUGCCCAGGCCCGAGGGGCUGCGGCGCUUGCUGCUUAUCAACAACGCGGGCACCCUUGGGGAUGUUUCCAAAGGCUUCUUGAAUCUGAAUGACCCAGCCGAAGUGAAUAACUACUGGGCUCUGAACUUGACCUCCAUGCUCUGCUUGACCUCCAGUACUCUGAAGGCCUUCCCCGAAAGCCCUGGCCUCAGCAGGAUUGUGGUUAACAUCUCGUCUCUCUGUGCUCUGCAGCCCUUCAAAGGCUGGGCCUUGUACUGUGCAGGGAAGGCUGCCCGGGAUAUGAUAUACCAGGUCCUGGCUGCAGAGGAGCCCGGUGUGAGGGUGUUGAGCUAUGCCCCAGGUCCCUUGGACACAGACAUGCAGCAUUUGGCUCGGGAGACUUCCGUGGACCCAGAAUUAAGGAACAGACUACAGAAGUUGAAGUCAAAGGGGGAGCUGGUAGAUUGUGAGAAAUCAGCCCAGAAACUUCUGAGCUUGCUGCAAAAAGACACAUUCCAGUCUGGAGCCCAUGUGGACUUCUAUGACAAUUAAGCCCAGGUCAUUGGCCUCCUGGCCUUUCUUCCCUAGUUUUGGGCAUAGCCCAGGAAGCCUAUUGCUGCUCAUGUCUUAGCAAUCCUGCAGGGCACAGAAAAGCCCUCAGGCGUAGCCAGUGGAGAGUGGCAGUUGUCAAAAGCCUUCUGUAAGGGGGGGAAGAGAGAGCGAGAGCGAGCUGAUGGGUACUGGAGUUCUCUAUCCUUUGGAAGAAAGAACGUCAGGGCUGGGAUAGCAUUUUUCUGACUAUUCAUUUGGAAUCCAUCCUUGGUGCCCAAUACACAGCUGACCUCCCCACAGCCUUCACCAGUGAGUCCUUGGAUUUCCAGUUCUACACUUUGCCCACAUGGCUCUGAUGUGAAUGGAUUCCAGUUCCUGUCAUGAACCCUCUUGGAAAUCUCUUGUGGCCUGUGGUCCUCAGUGAUACAAGCUCAGGACCAGCUUGCCUUCAAGGGAUAUGGGCAAGAUUCCAAGAAGAAAGUGCUGAGAAACUCAGUUCUUCUGCCGGUCAUAGACAUGGCUGGAAGUUCUCAGUGUCACUGGUCUGCAGCCAUCCUAUGGCCCAUGUUUGAGAAGAAGAAACACAGCUCCCAGCUCAGCCCCUCUGUUUGUGAAGGGAACCCUAAGAUUCUCCGUGUUCCCAGCAGAGGGCGCACUGAGGCUGUGCAGUUUGGAGAGGUGGCACCACUUGGUGCAGGGUUCCUCAGGGUAGAAACAGACCACUCUGUUCUCACCUUCUCAGCAGAUAGCUGGCCUCAGACCCCUGCUCUGCCACUUACUAGCCAGUAACCCAGAGCAAGUUGCUUCUUUGUGCCUCUGAAAAAGUUGUGUGUUAAAAUCCACCUAUAGGAUAAAAGGUCAUUUUUGAGUAUUGAGUCGCUUGGUAUUUUUAAGUGUUCAACACAGUGUCAGCUUUCCACUAACUGCCCCACAGCUAAUAAACCACUACUGCCUCUA